This is a messenger RNA of Mesitornis unicolor (brown roatelo), 1553 nucleotides long. RefSeq lists its product as uncharacterized. The record is from RefSeq and is a predicted model, not a curated record. The annotation marks the transcript as partial. The transcript is spliced from 7 exons. Lineage: Eukaryota; Metazoa; Chordata; Aves; Mesitornithiformes; Mesitornithidae.
AUGUGCAAAAAGCUCAUGAACAAAGCUGCUUCCAUAUCUUUUCACAGAGAAGGGAAGAAGAGCCCACCUGCUGAGGACAAAGUCGUGUUAACACAUAUGAAGAUACUGAGUAAUGAAGGAAUUCAAAACCCAGGGUUAAUCCAAGAGGCUUCAGCUGACACCGCCUGCACAGAAGAGUCCCGUCUCCCCAGCACCAGCCUCCCAUCCGACUGCCAGGGAAAUCCAAAUGCAGCAGCUGCACUGGCAGAUCCAGACUAUGCAGAUGCCCCAGCAAGCACAGACUAUGUAGCCACGCUGCCUGACCUCAGCACCUUUGAGUCCAAGUGCCGACUUCACAGAUUCUCCAAAUUUGAAUCUGAGGACUCAGGGGUUGAAUUGCCGAGUGGGGCUAAUUCUCCAUCAACACCAACAGGUUCAGAGAAGAGCUUUGUGCUUCACAGCAGAGACUCAUUUUGUGACUCGGGUGUGCUUAGCACCUCUUCUUCUCCAGAAAUUGACCAUCUGAUAAUGAGAACAUGUAAAGAGCAUGCCAGAAACGACAGCCACCAAGCUCCAGAGAGUGAAAAGCAAGCUGAGUACUACAAUCAGGAUGCAGAUGCUGUGCAGGAUCAUACAGCUUCCCUUGAAGACUUCAGUGUCCCCCAGGAAGAAAGUCCCAAUGACCAUUUUGACCAAAGCAAAAGGCAGUCUCUGGAAAAGAAACCUACCUCAGAGAUGGACCUUCCCAGGGAAAGCACUCUUCCCACCCCCACUCCCAUAGAAGAGCCAAAGACAGUUGCUGACAAUUUCCCAGAGAACUUUGGUAGCAUGCAAGACCUUCAGAUCCAUGAACAGCAGCUGAAGAAGUACCCCACAAGUGACAGUCUGGAUGAAUACAUGGAUGAAUGCUGUAGACUGAGUGAGGUGAACCAAGGUAACAGCAAAGUCCUGGGAUCUGGUCUGGGAUACCUGGAACACAUUUGCCAACUGAUUGAGAAGAUUGGGCAGCUGCAGGAGCACAACCUGCGUCUCCAAAAGCAAGUGUGCAGCUUGCAGAAAGAGCAGAAGAUGAGCCAGAUAAAAGAGGAGUACUUUCUGCAGCAUUGCUGCUGUGGAGCUGCCAGUGUCUUCCUCAACUCGUACCAAGAUGUGAAGACGUUUUUUGCUGGAAGGAGCAGACCUCAUAGCCUCUUGGUUCAGACUGGAAACCCUUCUGAUCUUUCCAUCAUCCCAGAAAUAGGAGUGAACACUGAAAAGCUGAGCAGCUGCAAUGGAAGAGAGAGAUACCCGGAUUCAGGAAACAGCCAGCCAAUGAUGGUGGGGCUGAGGAAGUCAUUAAAUAAUAGGAACAAAGAGAAUGAGUUCAGAGAAGCUGGUAGCAUGGCUGAGGGACAGGCUUUUCCGUCCAAGGACCCUGCAGUAAGAAAGGGCCUGGAUGUCAACAAGAACAUCUCGGGUGAGAGCCAUGCUUUGGGAAGAAUGAAAGAUCUUAUGAGGAAAACAUGGCUGAGAAACCAGAACAAGCUGGGACUGUCCUCUGCUGCUCUGAAGAGGUCUUGCCCACAGUUGUACAG